GUUGGCCAUUUUUCAAUAGGCAGAAUGUUCCAGAAAGUGUGAAUUAAGUAUGUUGACCAUUAAGUGAGAAUUGAAUCAAAUUUCUUCCCCAUUCCCAGUAACAGUAUUGUUUAAAUCAAUCAAGAAGUGAUGAUGAUGAUGAUGAUGAUGAUUUGCAGGAUUCACACACCCAGGAGAAAUAUUCAGAAGGAUUCAAGAAGUAGUGUUAUGUUUACUGGUUAACAGAGAGACUUCAAACCACGAUGAGGUCAACUGUGUCUUGAUCCUCAGUGCAUUUGUUCUUCUUAAUCCCUACCCUCCAUCUCAGUGAUCCACACAUUGUCUGCCUGUUCAAUCCAGCUGCAUGUGAUCAGUACUAACCUUUUACCAGCAGCUGGCUAGGCUGGGUAUAAAGAGCCCAAGGGGAAAUGUUCAGCUCUACAGGAAACCAAAUUCACCGCUCGGACAGCCCCCUGGGUGAUUUGGAGGCAUUUCUGAGUAGUGCUGGCUGAACAGAUCGCGUUCGUCGGAAAUCAGCAGCAACAAUGAUCUCCCUGAGAGGAAACGAAGCACUAUUGCUGCUCCUGUUGGCCUCCUGCCUGAUCGUAAGCCGUGUCUCCUCACAGAAUCCUCGGCACGAGAAGUUCCUGAGGCAGCACAGCGACUUCCCCCGGACCAAUGUGCCCGGGCAGGAUUACUGCGGGGCCAUGAUGCUGCGCCGGGGGAUGACGAGGCCUUGCAAAGAUACCAACAGCUUUGUCCAUGCGCCCAGGAGCAACAUAAAGGACAUCUGCAGCAGAGGCGGAACCCAUUACCGCCGGGCCCUGAGGCUCAGCAGGGCACAGUUAUCCGUCACCACCUGCAAGCUGCAGGGAACUUCGCGGGGCCAGUGCCGCUACUGGGCCCACACGGGACAAAGGCAUAUUCUCAUAGGUUGCGAUGCAUCAGGAUGGCCUGUCCAUUUUGAAGAAAGCAAUUUUAUGUAGGGCAGGCUUGCUUUUCCCACUUGCAGCGAGAGCACUAAACAGCUGUAAAAAUCUUUGAAAGCAGGCGUUCCACGGAGCUCACUCACAACAGAAUUGUCACUUGAAUCUCACUUGCCCAAAGUUCUCAGUUAAUGUAUGUAUAGUGUAGUAAGAAUUCGCCUAUUAUUUCUUGGAAAAUAAUUGUGUACAGCUGGAAACGUUGGCAGCGUUAAGAUGAAUUUAACAGUGUAAAUAAGUUUUGAUGGAUGCAGUGCUUUUUUCUGGGGUACGCAUAUCCCUAAACAUUUUUUGAAUCUAAGUUUGGCCUCAUUGAGGGGCAGUAUUUCAAUAUGAAUAGGAAAAUGAAAGUACCCCUAAACAUUUUUUUUUAGAAAAAAAGCACCGGAUGGAUGUAAUAAUGGAAUGCUGAAUGGUUUAGUUUUUUUGUAAAAUAUGCAGGGAUUUAUGAUAUGUAAAAUGAACCAUAGAAAGAGAAGAAGGGAAGUCAUUGAUAUUUUAAGGAUGUAAAAAUGAGUAUAUUCAACUGU
Messenger RNA from Podarcis raffonei (Aeolian wall lizard), 1492 nucleotides. RefSeq names its product ribonuclease-like. Lineage: Eukaryota; Metazoa; Chordata; Lepidosauria; Squamata; Lacertidae. Gene Ontology annotation, molecular function: nucleic acid binding. The coding region runs from base 525 to 965 and encodes 146 amino acids. The transcript is spliced from 2 exons. The record is from RefSeq and is a predicted model, not a curated record.